UGGAGUUCGCUUGGUGAGCGUCUUACUGCGAGCGGUUGUUUCAGUUUUCUACGGUGUUCUUUGUUUAAGGUCGUGGGAGUGACUCUCGACAUUAAAACCCAGCACCCGGCACUCCAGCCCGCGUAAAUCCAUACCUCGUCCUUACUCGUCGGAUGGUCUUUCCGGUCCGUGGGCAUCUUUUUCAGUCGUCAUUACUGUAAAUACGUGGGCCAGGAGGUUCCAAACGGUCAGAGACAAAGCAACUGAGAAAUAACAACUGCGGACAAAAAAGAGGGAAAACCGAUGGGAAGACCUCUUAAGAUUCAUUUUGUCUGAAGAAGGCCUGAAGAGGUGAAAGAGGAAAGAACUGGAAUCAGGAAUGGCUCUUUCUCAGACCUCUGAAGACUCGUUUUGCCUGAGGAAGAAGCCAAGAAGAGGAAAGAACAGGAGUCAAGCAUGGCUUUUUCUCAGGCACAGGUGACCUUCAAAGAUGUGUUCAUAGAUUUCACUCCUGAGGAGUGGGAAUGCCUGGACCCUGCCCAGAGGACCUUGUACAAGGACGUGAUGGUGGAGAACUUCAGUAACCUGCUGUUUGUGGGUAUGUCUCAUACACAUAUAAGCCAGAAAUUACCGACAAAAGCAAGCAGUGAUAAAGGAGAAGUAUUUCACACAGUGAUGUUGGGAAGACCUGAAAGUCAUGAAAACACAGAUAUUUUUCCUCCGAGAGGUCCAGGAGAAUUUGCAUGAAUUUGAAUGUCAGGGGAGAGAUGAUGAAAGAAAUUACAAAGGAAUGUCUGUAACUAUAACCCAGAACAAAAAUCUCACUAAUGAAAGUGAUCGGCACAGUAGAAUUGCGGCAGGAAAUAAGCCUGUUGAAAAUAGGCAUGGAUCAAGCUUUCAAGAUGAACUGCAGAUACUUCAACCUGAAGGGAAAACAUUUGAAUGUAUUCAAGCUGUGAGGAGUAUCAACAGUACCACCUCAGAUUUACAACUUCAGAGAACUCCUAGUUUCUGCACCAGCAUUUCUAAUAUGUGUGAGAGUGCUGUUAUGCACCCUUCAUACUGGCACAAGACCAGGAAGCACAGAGGGGAAAACCUUACAAAUGUACUGAGUGUGCCAUGACCUUUGUUCAGGUCUCGGAACUCACUGGACAUCAAGGGAUCCAUAGAGGAGAGAAACCAUAUAAAUGUGAUGUAUGUGGAAAGGCCUUUAGUCAAAAUGCAAGACUUAUAGUUCAUCGGAGAAUUCAUACUGAAGAUAAACCAUAUAAAUAUUAUGAAUAUAGCAAAGCUCUUAGUGCACAUUCAGCCUUUACUGACCAUCAAGCAGUUCAUACAGGAGAGAAACCAUAUAAAUGUAAUUUAUGUGGCAAAGCCUUCAGUCACAGGUCUUAUUUUACAGUUCACUGGGGAAUUCAUACUGGACACAAACCUUACAUGUGUAAUGAGUGUGGCAAAGCUUUUAGUGCACAUUCAGACUUAACUAAACAUCAAGCUGUUCAUACAGGAGAGAAACCAUAUAAAUGUGAUAUAUGUGGAAAAGCCUUUAGUAAAAACACAAGACUUACAGUUCAUAGGAGAAUUCAUACUGGAGAGAAACCAUAUAAAUGUGAUAUAUGUGGAAAAGCCUUUAGUCAAAACGGAAUACUUAUAGUUCAUAGGAGAAUUCAUACUGGAGAGAAACCAUAUAAAUGUGAUAUAUGUGGCCGGUGCUUUACUCGAAAUGCACACCUUGGGAUUCAUCGUAAAAUUCAUACUGGAGAGAAACCAUAUAAAUGUGAUGCAUGCGGAAAAGCUUUUAGUGCUCAUUCAGACUUAAGUAAACAUCAAGCAAUUCAUAAAGGAGAGAAACCAUAUAUAUGUAAUUUAUGUGGCAAAGCCUUCAGUUUCAGGUCUUAUUUUACACUCCAUUGGAGAAUUCAUACUGGAGAGAAACCAUAUCAGUGUGAUGUAUGUGGCCAGUGCUUUAGUCGAAAUUCAUACCUUAGGAGUCAUUGGAGAAUUCAUACUGGAGAGAAACCUUACAAAUGUAAUGAGUGUGGCAAAGCCUUCAGUCAGAGUACAAGCAAGAGAGACACAGAUGUAUUGAACAGUCUUUUGGACUCUGUGGGAGAGGGCAAGGGUGGAAUGAUACGGGAGAAAGGCAUUGAAACGUAAAUUAUCACAUGUGAAACAAAUCGCCAGUCCAGGUUUGAUGCAUGAUACAGGA
Cervus elaphus (red deer) is the source of this 2188-nucleotide messenger RNA. RefSeq names its product zinc finger protein 665-like. Lineage: Eukaryota; Metazoa; Chordata; Mammalia; Artiodactyla; Cervidae. The record is from RefSeq and is a predicted model, not a curated record. The transcript is spliced from 6 exons. Bases 1099 to 2136 code for a protein of 345 amino acids.